This is a messenger RNA of Miniopterus natalensis, 1081 nucleotides long. It is a transcript of the gene DHRS7C, whose product is annotated as dehydrogenase/reductase 7C. Gene Ontology annotation, molecular function: oxidoreductase activity, acting on the CH-OH group of donors, NAD or NADP as acceptor. Gene Ontology annotation, biological process: intracellular calcium ion homeostasis. The record is from RefSeq and is a predicted model, not a curated record. NCBI's taxonomy places the organism in Eukaryota, Metazoa, Chordata, Mammalia, Chiroptera, Miniopteridae.
UCCAAAAAUGCAGACUCAUUUUAAUUAAAUUUAUAAUUAACCUUCGGGAGGGCAAGCCCCUGGAUUCACUUUGCUUUCAGAGACUCCAACAAGAUGGGGGUGACAGCUGUGCUCAUCCUGCCCUUGCUGCUCCUGGGAAUCAGCGGCCUUCUCUUCAUCUACCAAGAGGUGUCCAGGCUGUGGUCAAAGUCAGCCGUGCAGAACAAGGUGGUGGUGAUCACCGAUGCCAUCUCAGGGCUGGGCAAGGAGUGUGCUCGGGUUUUCCACACGGGCGGCGCGAGGCUGGUGCUGUGCGGAAAGAACUGGGAGAGGCUAGAGAACCUGUAUGACGCCUUGAUCAGCGUGGCCGACCCCAGCAAGACAUUCACCCCAAAGCUGGUCCUCCUAGACCUGGCAGACAUCAGCUGCGUGCAGGACGUGGCCAGAGAGGUGCUGGGCUGCUACGGCUGCGUGGACCUCCUCAUACACAACGCCAGCGUGAAGGCGAAGGGGCCCGCCGAUAAGAUCUCCCUGGAGCUGGACAGGAAGAUCAUGGACGCCAAUUACUUUGGGCCCAUCACACUGACCAAAGUCCUGCUGCCCAACAUGAUCUCCCGGAGGACGGGCCAGAUCGUGUUAGUGAGUAACAUCCAAGGGAAGCUUGGCAUCCCAUUCCGGACAGCUUACGCCGCCUCCAAGCACGCCGCGCUGGGCUUCUUCGACUGCCUCCGGGCCGAAGUGGAGGAAUAUGACGUUGUCGUCAGCACUGUGAGCCCCACCUUCAUCCGGUCCUACAACGUUCACCCAGGCCAGGGAAGCUGGGAGGCCUCCAUUUGUAAAUUCUUUUCCAGGAAGCUGACCUAUGGGGUGCACCCCGUGGACGUGGCGGAGGAGGUGAUGCGCACGGUGAGACGGAAGAAGCAGGAGGUGUUCAUGGCUAACCCCAUCCCCAAAGCCGCCGUGUACAUCCGCACCUUCUUCCCAGAGUUCUUCUUUGCCGUGGUGGCCUGUGGGGUGAAGGAGAAGCUCAAUGUCCCCGAGGAGGGUUGACCACUAGAGGGCAGUGGCUCAGCCUGAUGGGAAUAAAGGCUUUCCUGGCAGG